Molecule: messenger RNA, 2087 nt
Organism: Populus trichocarpa (black cottonwood)
Lineage: Eukaryota; Viridiplantae; Streptophyta; Magnoliopsida; Malpighiales; Salicaceae
Product: NAC domain-containing protein 78
Exons: 6
Coding region: 249-1919 (556 amino acids)
Biological process (GO): regulation of DNA-templated transcription
Molecular function (GO): DNA binding
Source: RefSeq, a predicted model, not a curated record
GCCUUACCGAAUUUUCCUCGAAAAAUCAGCUCGCUUAAAAAGGUAAAUAAAAUAAAAUGAAAGACUCACUUCUCGACCCCAAAAUAAUGGCUUCUUCUUCAAUCUCUCCUCGUCAACAAUCGGACUCCGAUUGAAACAAAUUAACCCUAACCCUACAAAUCUCAAUCAUUUCUUCAAAAUCCUCUACUUAAAACUCUGUAAACUUUACUUUAACCCUAAUACGAACUAUCGUUUCGAUUUCGAAUUUGAUGGGCAGUAGUGACUCGGCGACUUCACUUGCUCCCGGGUUUCGAUUCCACCCGACGGAUGAGGAGCUUGUCCGUUACUAUCUUAAACGGAAGGUCACUAACAAACCGUUCCGUUUGGACGCCAUCUCCGUCACCGAUGUUUAUAAAUCUGAGCCGUGGGAUCUUCCAGUUAAGUCAAAAUUGAAAAGCAGGGAUUUAGAAUGGUAUUUCUUUAGUAUGCUGGAUAAGAAGUAUGGAAAUGGGGCCAAGACGAACCGGGCCACUGAGAAAGGGUACUGGAAAACGACUGGGAAAGACAGGCCUAUUAAUUGGAACUCACGAGUUGUGGGGAUGAAGAAGACCCUUGUGUAUCAUCAGGGUCGAGCCCCACGUGGUGAGCGCUCGAAUUGGGUAAUGCAUGAGUAUCGGCUUGCUGAUGAGGAGCUGGAGAAAGCGGGAAUUGCUCAAGAUGCAUUUGUGCUUUGUAGGAUUUUCCAAAAGAGCGGGACAGGGCCAAAGAAUGGGGAGCAGUAUGGGGCACCGUUUAUUGAGGAGGAAUGGGAGAAUGAUGAGGUGCCUCUCUUGCCAAGUGAAGAGAUGGUGCCAGCUGGAGAAGCACCAGUUGGUGAUGGCUCAUACCUGGAACUGAAUGAGCUUGACCAGAAUUUUGACAGUGGAAUUACAUCUGAAAAUACUGCUCGUCCACUAAACUUCUAUUAUGGGGAAACAAGCAACCAUGUGGAACAGCCCAGUAACUUCAGUGACAAUGAUAUAAAGCCUGUGAUAAGAGGGGCGGAGAAUAGAAAUGGUCCAGCUCCACCAGCUGACCAAAACUUGGAUUUACCUGGACAAUAUGAGAUGGAUGCAGACAAAAAAGAACACAAUGCGGAGCCUAUCAAUAUUGUGAAUGCUCUCAAUGCAAAUUAUUUGUUUGAUGAAUCAUACUUGGAUGCACUUGGUGAUCUUCCACCGAGUGAAGGAUUUUUCCUGGAAGCUAAUGAUCUUUCAAAGCCUGUGGAGCCAGAGACCGGUGGAGAUUCCUCAGGUUUUGACAUGGUGGAUGAGUACCUCAAUUUCUUUGAUGCUGUUGAUGAGAACAUGUCUUUUGAUCCUUCUGAUAUCUUCGGAAGUGAGACUGCUGUUUCUGACCAACUUCCACCCCAAGAGGAUGUAAAGGGACAAACUGAAGAACUGUCCACGGCAAGCCUAAACCUAUUAGAAACACAUGGCACUAUUGAUCCAUCUUCAUCAAAGCAAAAGCCAGAGGCCAUGAAAUUUGAUUCUGGUGCAGAUUUCAAAUAUCCAUUUAUCAAGCAGGCUAGUCACAGGUUGGGGAACAUUCCUGCACCUCCUGCCCUUGCUUCUGAGUUCCCUUCCAAGGACGCUGCUCUUCACUUACAUCCAGCAUCUUCCAGCUCAAUUAACGUUACUGCUGGUAUGAUAAGAAUAGAAAACAUGAGCUUAGGUGGCAAUGAGAUGGAAUGGUCAUUUGGCAAGAACGGGAAUGUCAAUAUCAUCCUUUCUUUUGGUUUGCCACAACAAGGUGGUCCUGCCAGUCUGGUGCCGAUGAAUAGCUUAUUCCCAGGCAAAACAGAGUCGGUGGUGUCGCGAGGUUGGCUGUACUUGAUGUUCUUUUGGGUCCUAAUUCUCUCUGUGAGUUAUAAAAUCGGGACCUGUAUCUGUGCCAAGUAAACCCACGGUCAAUGAAGUUGGCUUAGAGAUGCCCGGAAUAGGGUUGAUUGUUAGUUGAUUCCUUAUAGAUCUAUUAGGACAGCCUGACAUCAAGAUAAAUCAUUACUUUAUGAUUGUUAUUUAUGUUAAACUGCCAAAAAUGAGGAUCGGUGUGCUUAACUUGCAUCA